Messenger RNA from Bradysia coprophila, 2342 nucleotides. RefSeq names its product putative NADH dehydrogenase. Lineage: Eukaryota; Metazoa; Arthropoda; Insecta; Diptera; Sciaridae. Gene Ontology annotation, cellular component: mitochondrion. Gene Ontology annotation, molecular function: NADH dehydrogenase activity. The record is from RefSeq and is a predicted model, not a curated record.
CGUCAGUGUUAAAGUGACACAACAUACAUUUCACGCGAUUGUUUUGUAAUUUCUCCAGAAUUUGUGAUCUUUUAAUUCGGUUUGAUGGAAAAUGUGAAGAAAAGUGAAGUCAAUAUAAUCAAGUUGUGAUAUGACUGAGAAAGUGACGCUACGAAAAAAAUUGAGAAUCAAACAUUAAAUCACAUUCAUUUCGUCUUAUUGUUUUCGUUCAUCCAUUAUCGGCUAGGUCAGACGCAAAAUCCUAUACUACGAUGAUUGCCGCUCAACAAGGAUGCACAAUCGUUAGAAGCAUUACGUUGUCACCAAGAAUGCAUUUCCGGUUAAUCUCAACUCUGUCACUUCCAUCGAAUCUCAACGCAUCGUCGAUUACGAAACGCUCAUGGACAACGCCAUUUAUCGAUUGUCGUAUUUUGCCGAACCGAGGCAUUCGGUCACUUGGAAAGGUUCAAGGACGUGUAAUGAUCCUCGGAUCUGGCUGGGCUGGAUUCAAACUAGUUCGUGAAAUGGAUAAGCGAAAAUACCAAGUGGUGUCCGUAUCACCGAGAAAUCACUUCGUUUUCACACCAUUGCUUGCCAGUACUUCCGUGGGCACUCUCGAGUUUCGCUGCAUCACCGAACCGGUGCGUGGCUAUUCGUCCGACGUUGAAUACCACCAGGCUUGGUGCGACGAAGUGAAUUUUCAGAAAAACAAAGUUUCCUGUACACUCAAUCUACCGCCGACAUCGCAGUCCUCAUCGAGUUCGCGUCCAUUCGAUGUGACAUACGAUCAUUUGAUCAUUGCCGUCGGUUCGUAUUCCAACACGUUCGGUAUUAAGGGUGUCAAGGAGCACGCAUUUUUUCUGAAAGAGGUGGCCGAUGCACGCCGGAUUCGUACCAGAAUAUUGGAGUGUUUUGAACGGGCUGACAUGGCAACGACGGACGAUGAGAAAAACAACAUCCUGCAUUUUGCCGUGGUUGGCGGUGGGCCAACUGGAAUUGAAUUUUCGUCGGAACUGCACGACUUUGUGCGCGAAGAUUGUUCGCGAUUGUUUCCGUCACUGAUGAAUCAUGUCACCAUUGCUGUGUACGAUGUCGCUCCGACAAUUCUGGGGAGUUUCGACAAGUCUCUGGCCGAAUAUUGCAUGACCAAAUUCCGUCGACGAAGCAUUGACGUGCGGACUGGAACCGUUGUCAAAGAAGUACAAGAUGGAAGGCUCAUACUGCAAGACGGAAAAGAAAUUCCGUUCGGCUGUUUGGUAUGGUCGACCGGUCUAACCGAGAACCCGAUGACAGCGUCACUGGAGGGCAAAGUAUUAAAAUCGGAAAAUCGUCGCAUUUUGACCGACAAAUAUUUGCGCGUUCUAACACCAGAUGGAAAACCAAUGCCGAAUGUUUACGCACUGGGCGAUUGUGCCACCAUCAAGGAUCAUCAAUUACCGCAAACGGCCCAGGUCGCCAACCAACAGGCUAUUUACCUGCGAAAGGCUCUCAACAAACUGGCAAAACGACCCGAAUUAGACUUUACCGAUGUGACCGAACCGUUCGUUUUCAAGAAUUUCGGCACAAUGGCGUACAUUGGCAGCUGGGAAGCGGUGGUGGAUAUGACAAAUAUCAACGAAAAGGCGAAAGAGUCCGGUACGUUCGCUUGGAUCUUUUGGCGGUCGUCUUAUCUGACAAUGAGCGUGUCACUGCGAAACAAAAUGUUGAUACCGAUGUACUGGUUCAUGACGUGGGUGUUUGGUCGGGACAUAAGUUCGUUCCAAGAUUAUGAUCGUCAGAAGCGCUCUGUUAGUGCCAGCAAAUCGCAAUGAGAUGCCUUUUAGCAAAUUUCGUUGGAAAUGGAUUCGUUCAACGGACACUUCCAUGGAACAAUUUUAAUUCUGUGUUCAACGGGCAGUAUUCAUCAAAAAAAAGUUUUUUUUUUUAAAUUUAUUUAUUCCGAUGAAGAGUGGUGCUGGCUUGCCAUGAAAAUAAUCGGUUGCAUGACAACCAAAAUGAAAAUGUUGAGAAAUUUUGCAGGGUCCCGGUCCAUUCGAUUGUAAGUUUUCCGAUAGAUGAUAAUAUGGCGGCUGGGACGUCGCUUCGACAUACGUCCCAGUCGUCAUAUUAUCAUCUCUCUGUAAGUUUUAUAUGCAUACGAAGCGCAGAUAAAUACUGAGUUGCCAGCACUGCAUGGGAUUCAUGUACAAAAGGAUUUGUUCUGUGCAGUGAUGUCUCGUCAACUUGGGAUUUUUCUAAUUAGCGAUUCUUUUGAAAAACAACCUACCCGAAUCGGACGCAUUUUCCAGUGGACCAUUUUAUGUGUGCCAAGAAAACCACUUUCAAAAUAAAUUCAUCGCAGCUGGUGUGGCGGGUGGAAGGUG